Eriocheir sinensis (Chinese mitten crab) is the source of this 2166-nucleotide messenger RNA. RefSeq names its product nuclear pore complex protein Nup85-like (gene Nup75). The transcript is spliced from 15 exons. The record is from RefSeq and is a predicted model, not a curated record. Gene Ontology annotation, biological process: positive regulation of DNA-templated transcription; mRNA export from nucleus; protein import into nucleus. Gene Ontology annotation, molecular function: structural constituent of nuclear pore. NCBI's taxonomy places the organism in Eukaryota, Metazoa, Arthropoda, Malacostraca, Decapoda, Varunidae. The coding region runs from base 93 to 2063 and encodes 656 amino acids. Gene Ontology annotation, cellular component: nuclear pore outer ring.
UGAGCCGUUACAAAGACCUGACUGACAUGGGAGGAGAAAUCCGAAGUCACGUGUGACAUCAAGAUCAAGAACGAUCCAGACACAACAACAACAUGGAUCCUUCAAACGAGACCGCGCAGACUUGGGCUGUUGAGGACAAUGUGAUGGAAGGGAGAAUGUGUGGGAUCAUGUCGGGCCUUGGCUCCUUCACACUCUUCCCCCUACAACCAGAGCACACCAGCCAGGACACUGCUUCUGGAUCUCAAACACAAGGCGAGCCAGUAAAGCUGUACCAGCUGCAGCUGUCCUCCUGGCUGUGGGGGCGACAGGCAAGGAAACUUGUCAACGAGUCCGUGGGAACAUUUCUUUCACUACAGACAGCCAUAUCUGAGGCAGAGCCAGACCGCCGCAACACUGUGCUGGUCAAAAAGUGUCGAGAGUACAGGUCCAUCAUCCAGGCAUGUCAGCAGGAGACAGAGAGUCUGCAGCAGAGGGAGGGAGGAGACGAGACAGAGACACAGGAGGACCUGAUGUCCCUGCAGGAUAUCCUCUACAAGAUGGAGCUUAUUCUGAGCCUUGUGGAGCUGCUUUUUAUCGACACCGUGCCGGGAGGCCAUCUGUUGAACCAUCUGGUGAAGUGGAUCCAGAUGCACUUCCCCCAACACGAGAGGAAGAAGCAGGUGGUGCUGGAGAGUGACCGCCCACACCUGCACCCAGACUACUGGCAAGCUGUCUAUGGCUCAGUGCUGCAGGGGAGGCUGGAUGAUGCCCGGCUCAUGCUGUCCAACCACCCAAGUGCCGACACAGACCCUUUCCUCUCCAUUGAUGAACUGCUCAGGAAGAUGCCAACUUUCCAGGCCUACGGGGGAGUGUCUGUGGGAGACUUUGAGGUGCGGUGGCAACACUGGCAGAGUGAGUGUGAGCGUCGCCUGGAAGAAGGUCACUUUGCCAGCUCCCACCACCUGCGGGUCAUCUGCAAGAUCCUGUGCGGAGACCCAGAAAUACUGACCAAGCAGAUAAACCUCAUGGAGACAUGGUACCACCUGAUGGUGUCCACGCUGCUCUUCACCAAGCCCACUGUCAAGCUGUUCCACCUCUCCAACGCCAGCCAGGAUGCCAUAGUACGCAUGCAGGACCAGCAGGUCAUCACAGCCCUGGACCAUGUUCUGCUGGCAGCCAUGGAGGCAGACAUUUACCAGGUGAUCAAAGAGUGCCAACAGGUGAUGGAUAACCCCUGGUUCACCACACACCUCACAGACCUUCUGUGCCACACCAUGCAGCACAAAGGAAAGCAACAGGUCCUGCCGCCACUGAGGGAAGCACUGCUUCUGGAUUAUGCUGAGCUGCUAGCCAGCCACUCCAGCUUGUGGCAGGUGAGCCUCCUCUACCUGGACUACUGUGGCCCCCGGGGUGUGGCCAUGGCCCAGGAGGUGCUUCAGAGACUCCCCGUCACAAGUGAUGCGCGUGCCCAGAAAAUCAUCCAAAUGGCCAGUGAAAGGGAGUUUGAUGGAGUAGUUGUCAGUGUGUGUCGUGUGAUGGGACGCCAGGCACUCUCUCAGGGACGCCUUGGGGCUGCCAUCUGGUGGGGGGUGCGGUCAAAAGAUGCAGCCUUCACUUCACACCUCGCUCACCAGAUCCUUCACAAAUACAUUGCUGAUGGGCAGUUUGAGUCAUCCACACUGCUGGACCACCUGGGCCCUGCCAUGCUGCUCUCUGACACACUUACUUUCCUAGGGAAGUACCGGGAAUUCCACGUCAUGUACCAAGAGGGCCGUUAUGAGGAGGCGGCAGCACUCCUCGUGUCACUCAUCUCUUCCAGACUUGCUCCCGAGUACUUCUGGCCAGUGUUGUUGGUGGAUGCCCUCCCCCUCCUCAAGGCAAAGGAGCCUGUCAUCUCCUCAGACCAGACUUACGAGCUCAUGUACAUCCUGGACACCCUCAGUAACACCACCAGGGAUAAGGAAGAUAAAAUGGAAAAUGAAGCGGCUUUUGCCACGUUUUCAGACAGGGAAAAAGAAAUUCGGCUUGCCCUGUCCCACAACCUGGCCCAAGCCAUAAUCUGUGAAGGAACGGUUGAGAGCUAAGUGGUAACAUCAUUUAAGAUAACAACAAUGACAGUGGUUUCUAAUUGUGUAUUUUCAUGUUGUUUGUGAAGCUUGCUUAUGUUUAAUAAAGACAUUUUUUAGA